UAUAAAACUAAAAUGUUGGCAGAUUUUUUUAGCUUUUUCAUUACAACCAGACGCGAGGUAACACGUGCAGCGAAUAGAGCGCGUAUAACAAACACCCCCUCAAAAACAAAACCCUUCACCGUUGGAAUACAAGUGUUUGAGUAACUGAAAACCAGUCGACGGAAAACACAAUCACCCAACGUCAGUCGACUACCAUCACCAACCGACAAUUGCAGCAGCAGCAGCAGCAUCACCAACAACACCAUCUUCUUCUUCUUCGCUAAGCCAAAACAUUGCCACAGACAAAUUAUGGCCCACAAAUUUAACUGCAACAAUUUUAAGACACUCAACAAUAACAACAACGACAGUAGCAACCUCGCGGAUCCAUCCACAUCUCCGACAUCAUCGUCCAUUGUCAGAGGCAUGCAGCAGCAACCACAUUGCAGGCAUCAUCUUCGUUUCCAGCUACCUCGUUUGGCCGUCGUAGCUACUGUCAUAUUGGGCCUGUUACUCUCCUGCAUUUGUGUCAGUGGGCAAAUUGACGGCUAUGAAGCUGGUGUUGAUUAUCCAACAUAUGAUUCGGUGCCCAAAGGCUUGUCAUUCAAGUGUCAAGGCCGUGCACCCGGAUACUAUGCCGAUACAGAAACUAGAUGUCAGAUUUGGCAUUGGUGUCUUCAUUCCGGCCAUCAAUAUUCCUUUGUCUGUCCAAAUGGCACAGUUUUCAAUCAGGCUGUUCGUGUUUGUGAUUGGUGGUCCAAUGUCAAUUGUCCGGCCUCGGAACAAUUGUACGAAAACAACGAUGAACUCUAUCGAACCGUGGAGCCCAACAGCAAUGGGGGCGAUGGCAACACCAUUUGA
Molecule: messenger RNA, 837 nt
Organism: Musca domestica (house fly)
Lineage: Eukaryota; Metazoa; Arthropoda; Insecta; Diptera; Muscidae
Product: U-scoloptoxin(01)-Er1a-like
Exons: 4
Coding region: 289-837 (182 amino acids)
Cellular component (GO): extracellular region
Molecular function (GO): chitin binding
Source: RefSeq, a predicted model, not a curated record